Molecule: messenger RNA, 327 nt
Organism: Leptosia nina
Lineage: Eukaryota; Metazoa; Arthropoda; Insecta; Lepidoptera; Pieridae
Source: the annotation of a GenBank genome assembly
AUGCAGUCUGACAUCGAAGCGGAUGACGUGGAAACUGAUGACCAAACAUCGACCAUGGAUGACGAUAUUCUCACACAAUCGGAUCUCGAUGAGAACGGAGAUCCCAAGAGUCCCAGCAGUUCCAAAAAGGGGAAGAGUUCGAGGGACUCCAAGGGUGGAACGAAGCCGAGGAGGGCCAGGACAGCGUUUACGUAUGAACAGUUGGUAUCUUUGGAGAACAAGUUCAAGACGACGAGAUAUUUGUCCGUUUGCGAGAGGCUCAAUCUAGCUCUUAGCCUCAGUUUGACAGAAACACAGGUUAGAAGACUAAUUAGUUUUAAAAUUUAG